Olea europaea var. sylvestris is the source of this 1026-nucleotide messenger RNA. RefSeq lists its product as uncharacterized. NCBI's taxonomy places the organism in Eukaryota, Viridiplantae, Streptophyta, Magnoliopsida, Lamiales, Oleaceae. Gene Ontology annotation, molecular function: nucleic acid binding. The coding region runs from base 1 to 1026 and encodes 341 amino acids. The transcript is spliced from 5 exons. The record is from RefSeq and is a predicted model, not a curated record. Gene Ontology annotation, biological process: DNA integration.
AUGGUUCAAGAGGGAAUAGUCUUAGGACAUAGAGUAUCAGAAAAGGGGAUAGAGGUGGAUAAGGCGAAAAUUCAAGUUAUGGAGAAAUUACCACCACUUACAUCAGUAAAAGGAGUUCGAAGCUUCAUUGGGCAUGUAGGGUUUUACAGGAGGUUUAUAAAGGACUUCUCCAAAAUCACCAAGCCUCUAUGCAACUUGCUAAUGAAAGAGCUAAUGUACGAUGCGAGCGAUCAUGCGGUUGGUGCGGUAUUGGGACAAAGAAAGAAUAAAAUCUUUCAUGUGAUAUACUAUGCAAGUAGAACUUGGAACGACGCCCAAAUCAACUAUGCGACGAUCGAGAAGGAAUUGCUAGCUGUGGUUUAUGCAUUUGACAAGUUUAGAUCAUAUCUUGUUGGGUCUAAGGUCAUCGCCUACACAGAUCAUGCUGCUCUGAAUGAAAAUGUGGUAGCCGACCACCUAUCAAGAUUGGAACGGGAUGAACUUGAGAUGUCAGUUGACAUCAAUGAAAUCUUUCCAGAUGAGCAAAUUUUUGGAGUAGAAAUAGUCCCAUGGUACGCUGAUAUUGUUAACUACCUUGCUAAGUCCAUCCCACCACCAGAAGGCACAAAUCAGAUAAUCAGAAGAUGCAUUCUUGAAGAUGAAGUACCGGAGAUUCUAGAACAUUGUCACUCUUCUGCAUAUGCUGGGCAUUUUGGAGCUUCAAAGACUGCUGCAAAGAUACUACAGUCGGUUGUUGCAUUGCCUACUAACGACACGAAAGUGGUGAUAGAGUUCUUGAAGAAGUACAUAUUUACAAGAUAUGGUACACCGAGGGCAAUAAUAAGUGAUGGGGGCGAACACUUCAUAAAUCGUCAAUUAGAGCAGCUGUUGAACAAAUAUAGGGUGAAACAUAAAGUAGCAAUUCCAUAUCAUCCGCAAACCAAUGGGCAAGUUGAAGUUUUGAACAGACAGUUAAAGAGAAUACUGGAAGUUACAGUGAACUCAUCCCGAAAAGAUUGGUCUAAGAAGCUCGACGAUGCACUGUAG